This is a messenger RNA of Ziziphus jujuba (common jujube), 2362 nucleotides long. Its product is annotated as growth-regulating factor 1. Lineage: Eukaryota; Viridiplantae; Streptophyta; Magnoliopsida; Rosales; Rhamnaceae. Gene Ontology annotation, molecular function: ATP binding. Bases 288 to 2132 code for a protein of 614 amino acids. The transcript is spliced from 4 exons. Gene Ontology annotation, biological process: developmental process; regulation of DNA-templated transcription; DNA-templated transcription. The record is from RefSeq and is a predicted model, not a curated record. Gene Ontology annotation, cellular component: nucleus.
UUUGUCCAGUCAGUUUCCUCCCCCACUUCUCUUUCUUCUCUCUCUCUCUCUCUCCAAUUAUUUUAUCUUUCUCUAAAAACAUAAACUUCCUAAACAAAAACCAGUCUGGUUUUUGAGUUUCAGCUUAGCUUAACAAAUAUCAACCAUUUUCACACUCCACCCUUAAAAAUGUGCCUUACUCUUCCAUCCCCUCAAGGCUCUGUCUUUUUGGCCAAUGAGUCAAUGCUCCAUUUCUCAAGAGUAGUGCUUUUAUAAAUUUGGUGGGGGUGGGGGGUGGGGUUUUCUAUAUGGAUUUUGGGGUGGUGGGUUUGGAUGGGUUGGGGGGUUCAGACACUGGUGGUUUUGCUUCUUCUCUUGCUUCAGAUCCUGAAACAAAGCAGAAGUGGUACGGAUCUGGGUUCCACAAGCAGGAGAGAUCUGGUGCUUCUCAGAACGACUGGAGGAGUUCUAAACUGGCCAAGACUGAUGAUUUCUCAGGCUCCAAGGCAAUGCUGCUCCAGCAGAAGAAUGCUUUACUGAGAUCCAAUUGCACUCUCUUCUCUGAUGGACAGCAACAGCAGCAAAUGCUUAGCUUUUCUUCUCCCAAAUCAGAAUCUUUCUUACUGGAGAAGACCUCUCCAAAUGUCACAUUGCCUUACUUUCACAACACAUUAUCUGCUUAUAAUAGAAAUACAGGAUAUAGCUCCGGGAGCUUGAAUGGUAGUAGCGUGCAUGGGGCUAUAACAGGGGCCAGAGGCCUAUUCACUCCAUCCCAAUGGAUGGAGCUUGAACACCAGGCCUUGAUCUACAAAUACAUUACAGCAAAUGUGCCUAUACCAUCUAAUCUGCUCAUCCCCAUCAGAAAGGCACUUGAAUCUGCUGGCUUCUCUGGCUAUUCAGGUGGACUUCUGAGACCCAAUACCUUGGGAUGGGGAGCUUUCCAUCUGGGAUUUUCCAACAACGCUGAUCCUGAGCCAGGGAGGUGUCGUCGGACGGAUGGUAAGAAAUGGCGGUGCUCAAGAGAUGCAGUUGCCGACCAGAAGUAUUGCGAGCGGCACAUGAACAGAGGCCGCCAUCGUUCAAGAAAGCCUGUGGAAGGCCAAACCGGCCAUUCCGCUGCCGGAGCAACCACCGCCACCACCACCUCAAAGCUCAUGCCUACUGUUUCCUCAUCCUCCUCAUCGGUGGCCCUGUCCGGCGGCGCUGCAUCCAACAGCCUAGCCAUUGCAAAUCAACAGCUUCACAGCUUACAACCUCAACCUCCCGCUGCUGCAUCUAAUUCUUCUUCUGCUGCCACUGCCAUCCAUGUCAACAGGAUGUUUGUGAAAGAGAAUGCUGGUGAGAGAAUGCAAAGCACACCUGGUCUGUCAUUGCUGUCUAAAGAAAACCACUUCUUGUCUCAGAAACAACAGCAGAACCCAUUUGAAGAAUCCUCUAGAGAGUUCGGCCUCAUAACCUCUGAUUCCUUCCUCAACUCUUCAACGAAAACCUCUUCUUCAUUGAUUAGCUGCAGAAAUUUCGAUUCUUCAUCCCACGAGCUCACUGACCGAGUAACCGAUUCCCAGCAUUCCCUUCGCCAAUUCAUCAACGAGUGGCCCAAAAAUCAAUCGGAUCAUCGCUCAUCUGUUUCUUGGUCUGACCUUGACACCCAAUCAGACAGAACCCAGUUGUCAAUUUCCAUUCCCAUGGCUUCCUCGGACUUCACGCCGUCCUCUUCCUCUCCUAACAAUGAAAAACUUGUUACUCUCUCGCCUCUCAGACUGUCUCGUGGACUUGAAUCGGUACCAAUGAGUUUAGGAGUUGGGGAUGAACAGAGCAACAAUAGGCAAGCAAAUUGGAUUCCAAUUUCUUGGGAAAAUUCCUUGGGAGGUCCACUGGGAGAGGUUCUGAAUCACACUAAUAAUAACAAUGGCGGAGGAGAGUGUAAGAAUCCUUCAGUGCUAAACCUGAUGACAGAAGGCUGGGACAGUAGUCCACCAUUAGGAUCAUCUCCUACUGGGGUUUUGCAGAAGACUGCGUUUGUGUCUCUGUCUAAUAGCAGUGCAGGAAGCAGCCCACGAGCUGAGAACAACAAGACCCAUGAAGGUGCUAGCCUAUGCAAUGAUCUUCUUGGGUCCAAUCUGGUGGCUUCUUCUUCGUUGCCUGCUUUGUAAUCCGUUUUGAGUUUUUCUAUGUGUACUGACAAAAAUAGUCAUAGAGUUUGGGAGCUUUAAUUGGUAUGUUAUUUCUUUAAUUUCAUAAACAAACCCGAACACAAAAGUGGAUUUGUGGGUGCAUCUUUACUACUUUUGUGUUUCAUUUUCUAUGUGCAUCCGUUGUCAAAAUACGUUGUUGUAAGCUACAAAAUUAUGGUGGGGCAAAGUAUGGUGUUCAAAUUAUCCAA